UCACGGCUAUGCAAAUCAAUACUUCCUCCGCCUUCCUUUCUCUGCAGCUAGGGCAGCUGACUUUAAUUAUUCUUCCAAGGAAUUCCCCUAAUUUAACAGUAUUUAGUGACCUCUCCUAUGAAAACUAUCGCCACUCUUCCUGUUUCCAGCCUCGUGUCAGAGCUACUACUGACCAUAAUUGCAGCUGAAACAAGAAGGAAAUGAGUUGGCUCCGUGCUCACUUCAGAGACAGAGGUCCUCGCAGAGGACCCUCUUCAGAGACAGAAGCAAUGAAAAGGCAGAACUCUGCUCAGGAGCAUGAAAUUAUUGAAUUACAAGAACAAAAUGUGGAGGAAAGUGAGACUGAUCGUGGCAAGCCUCUAAAUGCUCAAAUGAGAAAGGAGAAAGAUCCCUGGAAAUCAUGCAGGAAUGUAGUUUUCUGGAAGUGUAAACUAUGGAUGCUUAUAGCUACGAUAUUUCUAGUGCUCAUCCUGGUCAUUCUCAUCAGCCUAAUUCUUUAUUCUAAUGUUUACACAGAUGAGGAUGACUACUGGGAUCCUGAAGAAUUACUAAGCAAUGGAAAUUUUCACAAUUUUUCAGGAACAUUGGAGUUAAUGUGUAGUCUCCCACACUUCUCCACCAAGGAUGUUACUAAGAGGCUAACAGAUGUCUACAGCUCAUCUCCAGCUUUAGGACGAUACUUUAGGUCAGCUCAGGUGCUUUCUUUCAGUAAUGAAAGCUCCACUGUAAUUUAUCAGCUAGUGUUUUCUAUACCACCAUCAACAGAGGGAUUUAUGGAAAACAAUAUGAAUCCAGAUUUUAUAAGGAACAUUUUGCGUCAAAAUAUUUAUGAUGAAGAUACUCUUAAUCCUGAGACAUCUGAAUGUGACAGGUUAAAGCUCGACCCAACUUCUCUCACAUAAAUUAUGGAAAGGUUCCUCAUCUCCAUCACCACCUAGAAGAGAUGGGAUUCCCUAUCUAUAAGCAAUCCCAGGGCAGGAACUAUUCAUUAGGUAGAACCACUUCUAAAAUUGUUGUCCUAGAAAUACUGCCUGUGGUGCAAUACUGUAAAUGGAAAAUGUGGUCUAUUUAUGGCAGUGUUGUAUAGCACCACAACCUCCUUCUUCUAUAUCUCAAUAAUCUGUUUCACCCUUGAGAAGAUCAUGUAUUUGAUGCAUGCUCUGUGGGCUUUGAAAGCUCUGCCUUGUCUUGCCUUAUGAUUAAAUCUGAUUACUCUGCAUAAGCCUUAAAAGCAGUUUUGCACAUAGCUCCUUUCUUUACCCUUGGCUUAUGCAAAAUUAUCUGUAUAGUUUCAUCCUCAAUGUUCACUUCCACUCAAACUCAUAUCUGUUAUUUUUUUCCCUCCAAACUUCAUAUGCUACAUUUACUUGUUGCUCUUUCCUUGUAAAACAGCCUGAAAACCUAAAAAUAUAUAUGUAUACAUGUGUAUGUAUAUAUAUAUAUAGGUAUUUUUAUUCUUUAAUUACAUGCAAGGCCUUUGCGCUGGCUUAAGACUGCUUUAGCUCCCAUAAUUUCUUUAUUCUUCCUACAGUCUCCUUGAAUAAGGCGCUCUUUGCUCUGUUUUUCUCUUCUUCAAUGUGAAAAUGAAAGCAGAAAGCAACAGCAUGAAGAGACAUAUCUUGUUCACUAACACAGCUGAAUGUCGCAGGAAUAUUUAAAGGGUCGAAUUAUCAGUGUGCUUUUACAGUUAGCUACUACUACUAGUGAUACUUGAUCUGUUUUUGUAAAUCUGAAGACUAGUCUACAUCCUUAAUUAUAGCUCCUGCCCAGCACUGGUGAUAAAAAUGAACAUUUGUAAGGUAUUUGCCUUAAUAAGGCAGUAAAUAGUUGUUCUUGUUGAUGAGAGACCAGAUGAGAUGAAUCAGUGCAAAGAGGAAGGUGCUGAAGCAGAAGAUGUAGGCCAACAUGGCACAAAGUUACAGACAGUAACUGGCUAUAACAUAAAAAUUAAGCAUUAACUUUAUGCAGAAUGGAACAUAUUCACUACCAUGUGAGUGAAGUGUAUCUUGUAAUUUUUUUUAUAGUCUUAUAAAUGUUAGUACCGUUGCAUAGAACUUUUAUUUUAAGAAGCAUUUUGUAUUAUAAGAAAUAUGCAAUGGAAAUUUGUUUUUCUCUUUCUAAUAUUACUAGUUUAUUUAAGGAGUAAUCUGACAAUGUUGUUGUGCAUUAAAUUAUUUAUUUUUACUCUUAA
Messenger RNA from Taeniopygia guttata (zebra finch), 2191 nucleotides. It is a transcript of the gene C1H3orf52, whose product is annotated as chromosome 1 C3orf52 homolog. NCBI's taxonomy places the organism in Eukaryota, Metazoa, Chordata, Aves, Passeriformes, Estrildidae. The record is from RefSeq and is a predicted model, not a curated record.